Messenger RNA from Dipodomys spectabilis (banner-tailed kangaroo rat), 870 nucleotides. It is a transcript of the gene Odf4, whose product is annotated as outer dense fiber of sperm tails 4. The transcript is spliced from 4 exons. Gene Ontology annotation, cellular component: plasma membrane. NCBI's taxonomy places the organism in Eukaryota, Metazoa, Chordata, Mammalia, Rodentia, Heteromyidae. The record is from RefSeq and is a predicted model, not a curated record. Bases 1 to 870 code for a protein of 289 amino acids.
AUGCAGACCCCUGUCCCUUCUUCCAACAGCCACAGCUGGCCCAGAGAACGUCAGUACUCUCAACUGCCCUUCCUGCGGAGAGUUACACACACCUUCCGCUGGCUGGCACAAGUGGCAGCGGCAGAAAUCAGCCUGCUGGCCUUUAUUCUGCUUCUGCUCAUGGUCUUCUCCAAGCAGUGGCUGUACCCCUCUAGGAGCCGCUUCUUUCAGCGCUGCCCUGAGAAUGUCACCAACACAAUCUACAGCUCAGUGUCUAUCAUGUCCAUGGGACUCAUGUACCUCUGCAAAUCGAAGAGCUGUGCCAAUGCAGGCAGAGACAGUUAUAAUCUGUUGACACAUCACCCAAUCUUUUUGGUGGCCAUGAUGACCUUCCUUCUGGCCUUGGCCCUGGGUUUCAUCCUCACCAUCUGGUUGCACCUGCCCUAUCUGCCUCAUCUGCAGAGUUUGCCUAACUUCAGCUUGAUUGGGACCAUCCUGAGCUUUUGUGAAGUCAUUUUCAUCUUCGUCAUGCUCCUGCUGUUUCCCAUUAACCUCUGGAUCUUUGAGUUGAAGAGAAAUGUCUCCAUUCCUAUUGGCUGGAGCUAUUUCAUUGGUUGGCUGGUGUUUAUCCUGUAUAUCAUCUGUGGAAUCCUUUGCUAUCUCAACCACAAAAAUUUCUGGAGUCUCAUUCUGAAUGAUAUCUCUGUGAAGAUUCCGUGCGUUGGCAAUUCUGGCAUAUUGGGAGAGUCCCUGAGUGACCAAGAGCGGAAGACUUUUUCAGACACUUCCAGCUGCAAAGACGAAGUCCUGAAUCAGCCACACAAUGAACAGCCACCAGUUUCUGACCACUCGACUCAGACUUACAGUUCACUCACACAAUCCUUGGUGUAG